AUGGGGGCUCAGAGGCCGCUCAUUGUGCCCUGGCUGCUGCAACAGCUGGAUGCCCAGCAGUUUCCAGGGGUGUCGUGGCUGGACCCAGAACGGACCCGGUUCAGGAUACCGUGGAAGCAUGGGUCUCGGCACAGCACCAUCCCCGAGGAUUUCCAGCUCUUUGAGGCUUGGGCCACUGCAAGCGGCCGCUACAAUCCAAGGACCGAUCCAAGGACGCCUUCGGAAUGGAAAAGAAACUUCCGCUCUGCCCUAAACCGAAAGCCAGAGAUCCAUGUGAUAGCUGAUAACAGCACAGAUUCGGAAAACCCUCACAAAGUGUUUGCAAUCCAGCAUCCUGUUGGUCCAAAUGACCAUGGGCAGGCAGCGGCAGGUGAUGUGCGUGAAAAUCUGGGAAGAUGUGAAGAUCGUCCACCUUCUUGCCAGGAUGAUUCGCUGGAGGACGUGCUGAGCUCCCUCAACCUCUCUGGCUCCGAACCCGGAGCAGAAAACCCAGUAUACUAUGUAGGCCUGUCCCCAUCUUGUAUGGAUCUGGCUGCACCAACACUACCAAUGAUACCGCUUGAACCAGUUUUGGGUGCCAAUAAUUUCGGGCCAGCGGCGGACAGUGCGGCUUCCUGUGUAGGCCUGCCUCCAUCCGGCUUGGAUCAGGCCCCACCUACACCCCUAGUGAUACCUUUGGAGCAGAUCAUGCAAUCCGCACAGCUAGAAACAGAUUUUGAAGUGCGGGCCUACUAUCGAGGUCGGCUAGUCUUUCACGAAACGUUCAGCAACGUCCAAGGCUUGUGCUUCGUGCCCCCCGGAUCCUCCCCCCCUUAUCCGGAUUUGGCCGCUGUGGUGUUGCCAGACACUGCCACCUUGAACGACCAGAAGCAAGCGGCCUUGACACGUCGCCUCCUGCGAGGUGUGGCCCCCGGGGUGCUGCUCCGUUUCGAGGGCCCAUCACUGUGCGGCAGCCGGCUGGGCACUUGCCGCGUCUUCUGGAGCCAGUCGGAGACCCCUAUGGCUGUGACGCGUUUUGGAGGGUUCCCAAAGGAACAUUUUAGUUGCCUUUACAGUGUGCCACAGUUUGUGCAAGAACUGGUUGGAUUCAUGGAGGGACGCAAUGGCUCCCCCGCCUAUACCCUCUGGUUAUGCUUCGGGGAGGACUGGCCUGACCCGGAACGCAUUUGGAAGAAAAAACUGAUCAUGGUAGAGGUCAUCCCCAAGGUUUUCGAACUGCUCCAUGAACUGAGCAAGGCCAACGGGGCAUCCUCGUUAAACGGAGCCGAACCAGACCUGAGGAUAUCGGACUCGCUGCAGGACUCUUCCUUCUUGGAGCGGCUGAGAAACUGGGCGGAGAGGAUGGACGUGCAGUUCAGCAGCUAG
Messenger RNA from Euleptes europaea (tarantolino), 1365 nucleotides. RefSeq names its product interferon regulatory factor 3 (gene IRF3). Gene Ontology annotation, molecular function: RNA polymerase II cis-regulatory region sequence-specific DNA binding; protein binding; DNA-binding transcription factor activity, RNA polymerase II-specific. The transcript has 9 exons. The coding region runs from base 1 to 1365 and encodes 454 amino acids. Gene Ontology annotation, biological process: immune system process; regulation of transcription by RNA polymerase II. The record is from RefSeq and is a predicted model, not a curated record. Gene Ontology annotation, cellular component: nucleus. Lineage: Eukaryota; Metazoa; Chordata; Lepidosauria; Squamata; Sphaerodactylidae.